Molecule: messenger RNA, 1248 nt
Organism: Medioppia subpectinata
Lineage: Eukaryota; Metazoa; Arthropoda; Arachnida; Sarcoptiformes; Oppiidae
Source: the annotation of a GenBank genome assembly
GCGGCAAACACUGUGUAUUACGGCGUCGCUCACGUCAGACGACCGGCCAUUGAGUACACGGACUCACAUCUGAACCAAUUAUGGGAAAGUUAUUUCAAUGGAGACGACAAACAGAUGAUUGACUUUUUCUAUGAGGACAGAGAGGACGCCCUCCGAAGAGCCACAGCUCUGGACAAACGUAUUGUGACCGACGCUCAGGCGGUCGGCGGCGAGAGUUAUGUUAAGGUUGUGUCCGCAGCGCUCAGACAGGCUUAUGGAGGAAUAGAAAUGGUUGGCACAGUUAACAGGCCGUGGAUGAUGUUGAAAGAGAUCUCAUCCGAUGGCAACUGUCAGACAGUGGACGUGAUUUACCCACACUUUCCCGUCCAGCUAUAUCUCAAUCCGACACUUUUGAAAUAUCUUUUGGAUCCAUUGCUCGACAAUCAAGAGAAAGGAUUUUUCCCAUUGAAGUAUUGUAUGCAUGACUUGGGAUCUAAUUAUCCCAAAUGUAUUGGACAUCAAGACGGGCACCAGGAGGACAUGGAGGUCGAGGAGAGCGCCAAUAUGUUGAUCAUGAUGUCAGCCUAUGUCAGGGCAACCAAUGACACAGAGUUUGCUAAAAAGCACUACAAAAUUGCUAAACAGUGGACACAGUAUUUGGUCGAUCACGGGUUGAUCACAGGUAACGCUUUGACAACCGAUGACUUUUUGGGUAAAAUUGUAAACUCAACAAACCUUUCGGCCAAAGCUAUUGUCGGUAUUGGAGGUAUGGCACAGUUGGCUGAAGUGACCGGUAAUGAUGCGGACAGACAACAUUAUAGACAAAUUGCAGAGAAAUACGUCACCGAAUGGAUCCGUUUGGGUGAAGACCCGUCUAAUAAACACAUGAAACUGAGCUAUAAUAAGGCCAACACGUGGUUUAUGAUCUAUAACCUGUACGCUGAUGUCUUGUUAAAUACCAAAUUAGUACCCGAAUCGAUUUACAAACAACAGGACGAGUGGUACCAACAGGUGAUGAAUGUCUACGGCCUGCCAUUAGAGAGCGGCCAACCGGACACAAAGUAUGAUUGGAUUAUGUUUACGGCCGCCUCGUCUACGAACACAAAACUGCGGCAAUCAUUGUUCGAUCGGACGGCCAAAUGGUUGCGCGAAACGCCCACUCGAGUGCCCUUUUCUGACUGCGUGAACACCAUUACCGGCGCUUCGCCCCGUUUUUUGAAUCGCCCCGUAAUCGGCGGUGUAUUCGCGCCGUUGACUAUUAAACACUAA